AUGGCGGAGGCGGGGAAUAUGGCUGCAAGCCUCGGACUUCUUGGGCAAGUGUCACAGUGGCCUCUGAAGCGGUAUGGCCGGUAUGGUCACUACACACAUUCGGAGACCAACGAGUUGUCUGAGCUUUGUCCCAAAGCGGCCACAGAGGAGUCCCUCAAGUGGAAGGUUUUUGAGUCCAAUGAAGAAUCUGGGCACCUUUUUCUAUCCAUAGUUAUAUCUGGUCACUUCUUUAUUUCCCAAGGACAGACACUGCUGGAAGGAUUUUCACUCAUUGGCAGCAAGAACUGGUUGAAGAUUGUGAGACGAAAGGACUGUCUCCUGUUUGGAAUAAUAAAGAACAAGAGCCACAUGUUCCGAGUACAGUUUGGUGGAGAGUCCCAGGAGGCGGCCCUGGAACACUGCUGCUGCUGUGUGCAGAGCCUGGCCCAGUACGUCACAAUUCUCAAGUCUGACGGCGUCGUCCAGGAGUCCGAGCCAAAUCCUGGCCUCCAGAGGGCAGGCGAAGACCAAGGGCAGGACUGCGCUGAGCGCGCAGAGCCUCACCUGAACCUGGAACAGCAGAGGUGUGUGGCAGCCGGCACAGGCGCUCUGGAGAGAAGGACUUCAGUGGUGCAGUUAGCUCAGACUGUCCUGGUGGCGGAGCAGCUGCCCCUGGUCUAUGAGCAAUCUUCAUGGAGUACAGAAGAGCUAGGUCCUUUUCUACGCUUGUGCCUUAUGGAUCAAAAUUUCCCAGCAUUUGUGGAAGAGGUUGAAAAGGAACUUAAAAAGCUGACAGUAUUAGGAAAUUAA
Jaculus jaculus (lesser Egyptian jerboa) is the source of this 789-nucleotide messenger RNA. It is a transcript of the gene Rec114, whose product is annotated as REC114 meiotic recombination protein. The transcript has 6 exons. Lineage: Eukaryota; Metazoa; Chordata; Mammalia; Rodentia; Dipodidae. The coding region runs from base 1 to 789 and encodes 262 amino acids. The record is from RefSeq and is a predicted model, not a curated record.